Molecule: messenger RNA, 2751 nt
Organism: Radiomyces spectabilis
Lineage: Eukaryota; Fungi; Mucoromycota; Mucoromycetes; Mucorales; Radiomycetaceae
Exons: 3
Coding region: 1-2751 (916 amino acids)
Cellular component (GO): periplasmic space
Molecular function (GO): lyase activity
Source: RefSeq, a predicted model, not a curated record
AUGGUAACACCAUUGUUGAAACCCGAAGUGAACAGUCGAGCCCAUAUGACAUGCCAAUCGCCAACAUCACCACUCAUACAAAGUCCCAGUCACCGACGCGCUGGCAGCUCACACCUUUUUCCUGACACGAUCUCACUUGAACUCGGUAACGCGCAACGACGAGAUAAGCAGCCGUCUUAUCUUUUCGUCAAAGACAAGUUACUCCAGUCGACACGAUGGCCGUAUUAUUUUCCAGCCAUACGCAAUAACUGCAACCGAUACACAUACCGCACCCAGUCCUUUUCCACGAUCCCACGCUAUCUCAAAGUGUUUCUACUGAUAGUGUGUUUUUUCCUGAUUUUAAGUUAUGUACCGUUAUUUAGCUUUGUCAGGGAAACCGACCUGUCUGAAACCAAUACCACGCCAUCGCCGCUUUCAGCCGCCGCCCAUGCCAAACCCAGACUGUGGCGGUCCGGAUCCACCACCGCCACCACCACUCGAAACCAAAUCAUCCUUUACAGAAUCAUCGGCAACGAUCUCCCACCACGACAUAAAGACGGUCAAACACUAUCGAACCUACGAUUUAUCUUGGAGCACGAACAGAAUUUUCCCGACACCAAGAAAAUCUUUGUACUGAAUCGGAUUGCUGAUGCUGUACGUGAGACGGCGCUUAUCGAAUUACUGGAUCAAUUCCAUAUGGACUAUAUUAGGAUUCCGUUUGUGGAACGCGAGUACCAGCAACUCGAUUUCCGGUUGGAGGAUUUCCCAGAACCGGACUUCCUACAUUCGGAUUACUACCGUCGGUUUUCCAAAGUGUCGAAACUACGAGCGUUGGACUACACUUAUCACGACAAAAAUGUUUAUGCGAUGAAUAACAAUGGCGGACGUAACGCGGCGUUGCACCAUGCGCGAACGAUCCCCAAUGCGCGUUGGAUUAUGCCCUUUGAUGGAAACUGUUAUCUUAGUGCCAAUGGGUUUCAAGAAAUCAAAACACAACUGGAUCGUUACGGUCAUAACACCAAAUACUUUAUCGUGCCUAUGACUCGUUUACUUAAUAACUCGAUUCUGCUGGAUGGCGUCGACGAACGUCCCAAAACACCCGAAGAACCUCAAAUCAUGUUUCGCUAUGACGCUAAUGAAGAAUAUAACUUGAAUAUGCGAUAUGGACGCCGUAGCAAGUUAGAAUUACUGUGGAGACUUGGCGCACUAGAGAAUCGGCGGUUAAAUCGUCCUAUAGUUCCUUGGGAAUUCGCUGAGCGAUCCUACAGUCAAGACAAGGGCAAUUUCCGUACGAUUGGAUGGGUAUAUCGUCUAUUCUCUGGGAAUCAGCAACAGGAGGAAAAUAAGAAGGAAGCCUCCUCGUAUCGUGCUUUCAACCGAUUAUUGGCAAUCCAGGCAUCCUUGGAUCACCUCGAUGAAACGAUUGCACGACGUCAUUUUCGACAAGAUAAAUUGUUUCUCUUUGAUGAAAAGGCCAUGGUUCAGCUUCGUUAUCGCUAUUGGAGUAAGGACACGGAUAUAAACGCUAUGAUGCAACAGUUGGCGAAGGUGGCCAAUGAUAUACUGAAGAAACGCGACGAAACCUAUGCAGCUGCCACUGCCGCCGAAGGCGAUGAAAAUACCAGUAUUUUGGCAGCCAAUCUUUCGAUGGUGGAACUCACACAGCAAGUGACCACGCUCACACUUGCGUACUAUUAUCUCGGAGAUGAACAAUACGGAAGGUACGCCGCCGAUCUCGUCAGGAUUCACAUGUUGAAAGACUAUACGGUGAAGGAACUCGAGUCGUAUAAACCGGCGCAAAUGCUCCGCGACACGGUCAGUCACCACCUGGACUUUCUUUUCGAUCAAGGCUACUCUUUCCCGAGCCUGCAUCAUUCCACUUGGACCACGCCGAAGCAACCGAAUUUGGCUAUUCUUGCCACCUCCGAUCUUUCGCGAGGGGAUCUGUCCCCGCUACUGGAUUGUCUCCGUUUGCUACGACGCGCAGAAAUGCUAACUCACAAAGACUAUCUGGAUUUGCAAGUCAUAGCAGCGGAGCUGUUGGAAAAUUUGAUCACGUCACCUACGGGGAUCCACUUGGCUCAACUCGCUGAUUAUCGCGGCAUUUUAUACGAUCUGCAGGUCACCGCAUUGGCGUCCUUCACCGAUGAUGUGCGUUUAUUUUUGCGCGUCGCUAAUCGAUGUCGAACGCGGAUUGGCAAGCAAUUUACGGCCGAUGGCGCGCAACCGUAUCAAGAAAGCUCGACGUAUGCUCGUUUCUCGCCUUCCCUUGCCGACUCGUCUUCUUCCGACACCAUGAGACGCAUCUUACUACAUUACGAAACCCUGAACCUUCAAUAUUGGACCUUGUUGACGCGGGGAAUCCAGAAUAUGGGUAUAGCCAAGGAUAUCUGGCAUUAUACGGCCAAAAACGGUGCCCGGGUGUCGCAUGCGGUGGUAGCCCACCUGAAAAAGCAUGCUACUCUUGUCUCUCAGGCGCCUGAGAAGGACGCGGCAUUUAUAACGUCUCGGUUGCGACCAUUAGUUCAUUUAGCCAAUGCUGCUUUUGCAGCCAGCAAUCACAGUUUAGCGCCGGCGGAUCAAGCGUGGAUGGAUCAACAUCGUACUUUAUUCGGUGACCCCUGGGUUUCCGAACUGGAGGCACAAACAAAUAACUUGGCCAGUGACGACGGUUCAUUGGAGGUAGCUGUUUCCAAUCAUCAGUUGAACGAAGACCAAAUUCAACCAAGAGAAGGGAUACCGCAGUUUUGGAUGUUAAGCAUCGCAUCUUAA